GAGGCAGCCAAGGCAGAGACCAGUGGAGCAGGACCAGGGUGGAAGGCGUGGAAGAGCUGGAUCCAGCUAAUCUCUGAGCAGCACCUGAGGCUCACCUUCAGCAGACGCUCCCAGCCCACAUCCCCACAGCCCCAGGGGCCAAGCCCUUUGCUGCCAGCAUGGACAUCGUGGAGAGGGUCCUCUCCCUGGCCCAGGUCAUCCAUGCCCAAUUUGAGCAGGUGAAGUGCUGUAAGCACCAGUGCCAGCGCCUCGUGGAGCGCAUCCAGAUCCUGCUGGAGCCCGUGAGGAUCCUCAGGGCUCAGCCACGACAGCACAUCUCCCACCACGAAGAGGAACUGCUGAAGAAACUGCUUCGGGUCCUAGGGGAAGCUGAGAAACUGGUGAUGAAAUACAGCCAGACCAGCUGGAUCCAGAAGUUCCUGCGAGCCCGCAGCACUGGUGAGGAGUUCGUCUGGGUGAACGAGAGCCUGGAGGACAUUGCCCAGGGGCUCUCGCUCCUGCUGCAGGCGGAGCAGAAGCAGGCUUUCCUGGAAGUUUUCCAGGCAAAGACGUGUCGCAGGCAGGAUGCUGAGGACCUGAGGGAUGACAGGGCUUUCUUGGACCAGGUGAUUGCAAGUACUGAGGAACCUGAAGAAGUGGCCGAGGAGAUCUACAUUGGCAGUCAGUGUGUGGAGAGCACGGUAGACUGGAUGCAAAGGGAGCUGAACAAAAUCGUGCGCGAGAUGGAGCGCUUGAAGAAGGUCAACGUUGGUAAAAGAGAAGACAUCACUGAGAUCAAGCGGGACCACCUCACCAUCUACAGGCACCUGCAGGACACCGAGAGCUACGACCUCUACGAGGGCGAGUACCUCAAGUACCCUGUUGCCAUCAAAACCUUCAAGAGGCCACUGACCACUGACCCAGUGAAGGUGAGAGACAUCUUCGAGAAGGAGAUUCAGACCCUGAAGAAGUUUGAGUCUCCAAACAUCCUGCGCAUGUACGGGAUCUGCAUUGAGGAGAACGAUGGGAGCCCCUGCUUCUCCAUCGUCAUGGAGUACUGUAAGCACGGGACGCUGCGGGAUGUGCUGAACACACAACAGCAUCUUUCCUGGGACAUCCGCAUUCGGAUGGCCCUGGGAGCCGCCAGAGGCCUUUACAGGCUGCACCAGACAGGGGAGAAAUCCCGACUCCACGGCUGCAUCUGCAGCAGCAAGUUCCUGGUGGCUGGGGAUUACUGUGUGAAGCUGUCAGGAUUUGAGCUGUGUGAAACAGAGUCAUCCAUCAAGAGGAAAGCCAAGAAGAACUGGAAACAAGUCUCUAUGCUGGCUUACAUCGCUCCUGAGAACAUGAAAGACAUCAACUACCCCUACAAGAGGCCCUGUGAGAUAUACAGCUUCGGGAUUGUGCUGGCAGAGAUUGCAACCUCCAAAAUCCCAUUUGAAGGCUGCACUCCUGAGGAGAUUGUGGAGAAAAUCUGCAACCACCAGUACUGGGACCCUGUUGGGGAGGAUUGCCCUGCAGACCUGCGGAGAGUCAUCGACCAGUGCCGGGCCUUGGACCCUUCCCAGCGCCCUUCUGCCGAGGAGAUCGUGGACUCGCUGGCUGAGCUGGAGAAAAGCAGGAGCCAAGGAAGUUAACUGUGGAAAGCAGGGCUGGGUGACCACGGGCAGCGAGCCCAGGGGUGCUGCUCACCCCCCUCCGCCCUCACAGAGACUGAUGGUUCAAUACACGAGUGUUGUGUCUGUGUGCAACCUUCCCCUCGCUGAGGGGCCACACCUGGGGGUCACCUCAGAGGCACAUGGGGGGCAAGGGCGCCCUGACAAGGCUCUGCCCCCAGGGGACUCAAGGAGGCCAGCAGGAAGCCUGGGGAGACCACAGGGAUGGGACACAGACAUCUCUUACAAGGACAGGCUGAGGGAGCCGGGCCUGUUACCUCAGGAGACGACUGAGAGGGGACCUCAUCAAUGUCUAUCAGUGACUGAAGGGAGGGUGCCAGAGGAUGGACCAGGUUCUGCUUGGGGGUGCCCAGCAACAGGACCAGAGGCAACGGGCAGAAAACAAUGCCCAGGAAGUUCCACCUCACUAAAUGGAAGAACUUCUUUACUGUGGGGGUGACCACGCACCGGGACAGAUCACCCAGAGAGGGUGUGGGGUCUCCCUCACUGGACAUAUUCCAGAAGCAUCUGGGUGCAAUCCUGUGCCAUGAGCUCUGGGACGGCCCUGCUUGAGCAGGGAGCUUAGACCCGAUGACCCACUGCGGUCCCUUCUAGCGUGACCCACUCUGUGACUCUCCUCUGCCCGAUGC
Molecule: messenger RNA, 2284 nt
Organism: Corapipo altera (White-ruffed manakin)
Lineage: Eukaryota; Metazoa; Chordata; Aves; Passeriformes; Pipridae
Gene: MLKL
Product: mixed lineage kinase domain like pseudokinase
Exons: 10
Coding region: 159-1616 (485 amino acids)
Biological process (GO): cell surface receptor signaling pathway; protein phosphorylation
Molecular function (GO): protein kinase activity; ATP binding
Source: RefSeq, a predicted model, not a curated record